Podarcis lilfordi (Lilford's wall lizard) is the source of this 7895-nucleotide messenger RNA. Lineage: Eukaryota; Metazoa; Chordata; Lepidosauria; Squamata; Lacertidae. The record is from the annotation of a GenBank genome assembly.
AUGCCAACUAUCUCCUACUAUCAUAAUGAUGCAGCUUACAUUAGUCACUGUUUGAACCUUCAGAAGUCCACAUUAUCAUUAUUUCUGGGCAGAUGGAGCAGGUUGGUCAUUUCCAUGUCCAAAACCCAGUGGAGUCCUCAAUGAUCUUCUAUCCGCCCCGCCCCCCGUCAUUUCCUCUCCACUACAUCCAAAUUAGGCACAAGAGCUUGCACAUAGAUACACAAUCCAUUACAAAUCAGGCAGGAAUAGGACAUAUAUCUCUAACACAUAUCUUUAACACCAUAGCAUUUUAUACAACAAUUCCCAACAAGUGUAAUAUCUUCUCUCAACACUGCAAUACAUAUUUAAACAUAUAAGAAGAAAGAGCAUUUAUCAGUUAUGCACCUCUUCUCACUAAAUCCCAAUCCAAUCCAAAAUCAAUCACUGUGUGCAUCUAAGAGAACAUUUGGUUUUGUUGCUGUUAUUUCUCGACCUGACGUUCUGCCACUCCCUUGAAUAUAUUUUGUAUGGCAAACCACUUUUGAAGCUGAGGUAGGUUCAUAAGUAGUUUGUGACAUGCCACACACUUUCAAAACUAUCCCAGAAACCUUCCUGGAAAUGGUGCCAUGCGAUCUUAUAACAUUCUUUCCUUGGGCUGUACAGGGGAGAGAGAGAGAGCUGCACGUUGACAGCAUGAAGCCAGAUUUUCCACGGUCCUUGGAAACAAUGCCAAGUGAUCAUGUAACACUAUUUUCUAUGGCAUUUCAAUUUUGAAAGCAUGUGGAAGGGGGCACACGUCCUAGCUUUGCAGAGAGACUUUUCCCUUGGGGGAACUUAAAGAAAAUAAGAAAUGUGAGUUGGAUCCCAACAACAUUUGGAGUGUCACAGAUUUCCCACCCUGUUCUAAAACUGUAGCGCAGGUAUGGAGAACCUUUAACCCUCCAGAUGUUGCUGUCCCAUCAGCCCCACCAAGAUGGUCAGUGGCCAGGAAUGAUGGGAGUUGUAGUCCAACAACUUCUGGAGAGCCAAAGGUUCUUCAUGUCUGCUAUAGAGGGAGCAGACUUUUCCUGGUCCUUUUAUCUACAGUUUCUUCCGUCUGCUGAGUAGCACCACUGAAAACUUUCCAACCUGGAAGACUGGGGCUGGAUAUCUAAGAAAGAAACUUACAAGAGAAGGCUAGACUUUAAUAUUAUGCCACCUACAUAGCCGUAAAGGGACAGAAAUAACCCUCCUGUAUCUAAUAAAAACAGUCAUGUAGCCAGAUCUGUUUUUGCCUCUGAUACAGUCUGUAGGGUUUAUGUUAUAUCAUCAUGGAAUAAGGACAUGCCAAUUUUGCAUUGAGCUCACAGCAUAUUUAGGAAUGCUUUUCAGGUGUGCGAAUAAGCUCUUUAAAAGAAUAGCAGCCCUGUAUCAAAAAGUUUACGUAAGCCAAGUUAUGCAAAGUACACAUCCAUUGAAACGAUGUUCCUACAUAAAUUAAUAUCACCUCCUUAGCUUCCAUCUCAACUAUGAAAAUUGGCUCCAUCUGUUUCAUUUCUAUUACUUUUUUUAAUUAGGAGGAAAAUUGUCAAGGAUAUCUGAAAAUUCCUCUUCACAUUAUCAAACGCAGAGAAGAAAGGAAAGCUUUUAUCCUUUAUUUCAUUUGUCUUACCUACAUGAUAAUGCUGAUUAUGUCUCUUUUAUUCUUUCAUAAGCUUCACUGUUUGUUUCAUCACUGAAAAUGUGAGCAAAUUUACUGUUCUUAUAUCUUUGUUUACUCCUUUUUUCCAAGUUAGAUUUUGAUAAUGCUUCCUUUCUAGUAAUAACAAGAAUUGGAUGCUUGUUCAAUGAAUACACUUUUCUUCUUUGCCUUAUCUUUAGAUGAAAGCAGUUUCUUUGAAACUACACAAAAAGACACCUAAAUUAAAAUGCCAUAUAGAGAAACUGCAAGAACGAGUCUUUCUUGGAAGGGAAAAAAAUUACAUGGUUUACACCCCUCCCCUUACUUAAAAUCCCAAUGACUUAUAGCAUCUUUCAGCUUCCUAUACAGUGGUACCUCGAGUUAAGUACUUAAUUCGUUCUGGAGGUCCAUUCUUAACCUGAAACUGUUCUUAACCUGAAGCACCACUUUAGGUAAUGGGGCCUCCCGCUGCCGCUGCAUCACUGCCGGGCGAUUUCUGUUCUCAUCCUGAAGCAAAGUUCUUAACCCGAGGUACUAUUUCUGGGUUAGCGGAGUCUGUAACCUGAAGCGUAUGUAACCUAAAGCGUAUGUAACCCGAGGUACCACUGUAUUAGAUAUUUUUAAAAUAAUAAUUUAAAAGUCUAGUUUAAAAUUCUUUAAAAAGUUUCCAUUUCAGUAUGAAAAUAUCAUGCUGUAAAUGAAUAAGGAGAGGAACAACCCAUGCUGCUCAGUCCUAGAGGGUGUGGUGUUUUUUGUUUUGUUUUUUAAAAAAACUUUCCAGCCAAGAAAGUUGUGAACAAAUACUUAUUCAGCAGUUUAAUGGAGGUCUAAAAUGGGACUUGAAAAAGAUCUAGCUGUGAAAGGAGCCCUCUUGGGCCAAGACACUUUGAGAGCCUUUCUCCCCUCCCUGGAAAAUUUGGUGUGGUCCAUUAUCAUGCCCCAAUAAUUCAGGAGCCACCACAGCAAGCAAGAGCAACACAGAUAUUGUCCCAACUCCAAAUUAGCCAAAGGAGGAAUUUUGUGCUGGGGCAGUGGGGGUCUCUACCCUUAACACACAUAUCUUGACUUGACCUAUCUGAUAGAGAAGCAUAUAGGCAGGGUUGGAAUUCUGGAAAGGCCAUUGUGGCAGGCCCAACCUACCUCCUUAUUUUAAACGGUGGGUCCAGUCUACCUUCUUGCUAUUCUCUUGGGGUCUUAGGGUCUGUUCACGUUACACCUUACAGUGCAGUUGUUCUUCUCAGCUCAGGCAUUGUACAAUUCUUUCCUCUCCAGCUGUUCACAUCAGCACAGCUUUGUUAGUGUCAGAUUAGUUUCUGUUCCAGUCGGACUGAGAAACAACGCAUCAAACAGUUGUAUUUUGUAGCAAAGUACAGGAUAGGUUGGAUGUUGCCCCCAGAGAUGCACCCCAUUGUCUUUUGAGACAAAAGGAUGCCAACAAAAUGGGAGUCAAGAGUCUCAGAACCCCUUCCCAGCUACCCUGGAACUUGCCCCUUCCCUCUGUGAUUUUUUUCCCAGAGUCCUACUUGUUUUUAUUCAUUUAUUUAAUGAGACAGUGGCAUCUUAACCAACAAUAAGUUUAAGGCAGAUUGUAAAUUCACAUAAGAUUACAUUUCACAUUUAUGCAGGAGUAAGUCCUAUUCGGUUCAAGAAGGAAUGCAUAGAAUUGCAGUCUGUAUUUAGUAGGCUUACAUCUUCUGUUUAGGGAAACAUCAAAUACUGUUGAGCUAUGUGUUCAUGGAGAAGCCUCUCGUUGUGAGGGGAAUACCCUAUAAUGUCCUUUUCAUUUUUUUAGGUGCAGAAAAUACCACAAACCCAUAUGCAGCCCGCACCUACAGUUCUCCGGCCACUUACUUCAAAGAAGCACAUGACUUACUCCAACUUAAAAGAGAUAAUUCACUUGGUAAAAUGGGCGUGUUGAGUGCGUGGGACUGAGUUUGGUAUGUGGUAAAGCAGUAGCUUUGUGCUUUUGGGGUUUUUUUAAAACCUGGUUUGCAGAUCAUUUAUCAUGUUAUCAAAGAGUUCCCAAAGGUCACUUGAGCAAAAAAUGUCAGUGAAGUUGUAAGCUCGCUAUGACCACUUCACCUUGUAUAGAAAUCAGAAUGGAUGUACUCUGCUCAAAUUCUCAACAGUCCAAUUCAGUUGUCUGAAUAACCUCUAAGCAGUUUGAGCAUUAUCGUUAGGGAGACUUACCUACUAGCCGGGAAGAUGCAAUUUGCUUUCAUUAUGUUCAGCUUUCAAGAGUUGCUUUCACACCAGUUCUGACCUGCCAGCCAGACAUACAAGCAUUUUUAGUUGGCCUCUUUGAUAUUUUUUUAAAUGAUUGAGAUUAGAGCAGGCACACUAAAUAUUUAUGGCUGAUUGCAACCUCUAGCUGAUUUUUUCUUGAAAAAAUAACAUUCUGAAAAUACAACACUCUUUAAAUGUUUGAUUAAGGAUACCUUUUAUUUAUGUCAGCACAAAGAAGAGUGCAGCUGUACAAAACAUACAUCAAUGUCCAAAGUUAAAAGACAUUAAAAUUCAUAAGGUUCAUUUUCUGACGUUCUCUACAAACUGUAGCUGAGAGUUUGUCACAGAGUUAACAUCAGCAAUAAAAUUAUAUAACUGCUGGUGUCACAUUCCUUGAGGUACAUUCAGAGGCAUCUACAAUUUUACAGACAAGUUUUACUUAUUUCAAAAAUGAACAUAAAUUAUCCUUAAUCUUACUUUCUGUAAUAGUAAAAGGAUGUGUCAGAGGAAAUCAUCUAUAUUCCAGGGAGGUUUAGCUAAGACAAAGAUGAGAUUCGGGGUUGUUGUGUUUCAUUUUGUUCCAUUACAUGCAACGCCAACAAAACUACAGAAAGUGAAAAUAAUUUACAGCAAUCCCCUUGUUUAGUAAAGUAGAUUAGAUACAAAAUUUUGUGACAGACUUACUGGCACUCCAAGCAGACGGUUCAGAAUUUCCUGUUGCCUGAGAAGGAAUGCUAUUGUGCCUUUGUCUAGAUGGUGGGUUUCCAAUUGGCCACUGUGAGAAAAGAAUGCUGAACUAGAUGGAUCUUUGGUCUGACCUCAUAGAGUCCUUCUUACGAUUCACUAGCCCUGUUUGGUUGUUUCAUUUCUGUGCGUGAUAGCACUCAUGUGAGGGGGGAGCCGGAGUGUGCUGCCAAGGCCCACCCAUUCCCACAUGUUUCAAAGGCUCACCUGUGACCCUCCAGAUUUUGGUAGACUACAGUUCCCAUCAUCCUUUCCCAAAGGCUAUGCUAGCUGGGACUGGAGGGAGCUGGAGGGACAUAGUUUUCCCAUUUCCACAAGGAAUGAAAUCACAAGUCCAAGGGUAGCUCCAUUGCAAUAUUGCCUCAAGCAAGAUGGCUGUGGAUAGCGGUUGAGUAAGUUCAUUAUUAAAGAUACAUCAGGGUGCUCAACAGCACAUACAUACACUUAACACCUUCCCAGGUCACACUGAACCUAUGUGAAAUGGCCACCACAUGUAGGGGGAAACACUUAUAGUACAAUGGUAUAGAACUCCAGUAAGAAACUGAGGACCUCACAUGCUUAUUCUGACAGCUGUUGAAAAUGUGACACCUCUGUUGGUGGUGAUGUAAACAAACCAAAAGUAUUCCUGGAAAUAAAUUCUCACAGCAAUAAACAAAAAAGUUAAUAAGAAAUUUCCCUUGACCCCAAGGUAUUGUUGCAAAUGUAUGAUAAAAGACAGGUGGCAAAGGGAUAAAGAGACUCUCCACUUUUAUAUGAUCAUGACAGCUAGAAUUGUUUGCACAAAGUAUUGGAAAACAAAUCAUAUACCUAGGCUCAAGAGAAUGGUACAUCAGAUUGUGGAAAUGGCCAUCCUGAAUAAAUUAGCUUGAGCUUGUCAAGCUAGUCUGGGAAUCAUACAAGGUUUUGACCGAGACUGGAAACAGUGCAAGCAAUUCUGAAGUAACAAACAAAUCAGCUGUUAGUAGUCAUUUUCUGCUUUUAUAAAUUCUAUUAUAUAAGCAGUCAUGAGUUGGGGGGGUAGCCUUUUGAGAUCCCACCCCCCAGUUGUAGUAAACAUUCCUCAGGAUUAAACAAAGUUUGUUUGCUCCACACUUCCAUUUCUUGUAACAUCGUUCUACAAAGUUUGCAGCAGCAAAAACAAAUAAGAAAUAUGCUCUAAGAUGACAGUCACAAGACUUGAGCGGUGAUAGCCAUGUGGUCGGAUGGUGUGAAACACCCCACGUACUGGGACAUGGUCAGAUUUCCAAAAACAGAAACCCUGUUCCCUAAAAUUAGGGGCUACCAGGACCCCCUGAUGGGUUCUAGACUGGACUGCACUGCUUGGAUCUUUUGGUUGCACUUGAGAAUUACAUCAAAAGAAUAAAAAAUGGUUCAGGUCAAUAAAACUGCCCAUGCACUUCUCUAUCUAUGGGCAUGGAGUCAUCCCACAGGCAGAACUGGCACAGAUUUGUAGAUUCACACUGCGGUCUGAAUGCAAAGCCAGCUGAGAAAAUGCACCCCAAACUAAUUUUGUUCCUGGGCUUCUGUCAAGAACUAAGAAGCUGGACAUAUUUUUACAUUUCUUAUUUCCCUAAGUCAUGGAACAGAUUUAUACAACCAUUUUAUAUAAUAACAAUUCCUGCCAAAGGAUUACAAAUCAUGCUGGACAAUCCAGACAAAUGGACUCAACAUCUAUUAUGACCACUUUUACAACUUUAGUGUAAAGCGAGAGGUCUCUCCACCUCCUAAUAAUAGCAUGAAGAACUUCCACUGCAGUUCCAAGGUAUUUGCACUACAGGAGAAAGUGCUUCAAUCUUAACUAUGGCAAGCAAUGAAGAAAAAUAACACGGGGGAGGGAGGGAUAGUAGAGGCACUGAUAGCAGUAGAAGGCUACCAAGAGCAGGAAUAUAAGAAAAUACAGUUCUAUAAAACAAACCACAGCAGCAGACACCUUAAUCGUCCAGCCAAAUGCAUGCUGAAAUACAAAAAGCUUUCUGUCUUAUUGUAGAAGUGUAUGGGGUGGAAUAUGUUUUUGGGGCUUCCAAUUCAAACUAUCUUCCUAAAAAACCAAAAUAGUCAUUUUGAGUCAGGAAUGUGUGGGUUUUUUGGGGAGGGAGGAUUUAUUGACUCCCUCCACCCUGAUGUUCCAGUGUCCACCAUCUGGCUAGACCCCUGACAUAUCAAAAAAUUACCAGAUCCCACACUCUAAUCCAGGGUUUUCCAAACGUGAGGAUCCAACUAUUUUUGGACUAGAAUUCCCAUCAUUCCUAGCUAUCAGGACAGCGGUCAGUUGAAGAGAACUGUAGUCCAAAAACAGCUGGAGACCCAAGUUUGGGAAAGCCUGCUCUAAUCAGUCCACCUACCCAUGGAUCUCUAUGAUAAUCAAUACAUGGCUCUGUCAAUCCAUUAGGUUAUGAUAAGCCCUAGUGGUGGUGUAGUGGUUAGAGUGUCAGACUAGGAUUUGGGAGACCAGAGUUGAAAUCCACACUCGGCCAUGGAGCUUGCUGGGUUCAUGCCUUGCUAGCCACAGUUUGGAAGUUCCUCUUGUAUGGUAUUGACUGCAUCCAUGUUACUCCUGGUAGUAGCUGAAGGAACUGCAUCAAGGGAACCAGCAACUGUGCUUUGCUUGUUAUUUCUUGCAUUUUUAUUCCUCCCUGUUCUGCCUUCCUUUCAAAAGUGGAGGUUUCAUCUACUUGGCAUCGGCAGGCUUUGCCUUAGUGGGGAAAAACUGGAUGGCUUGACUUCUGAAAAUAUUGGACAAUUCUUUCCAAACAGAAUUGUUUAUUAACUUCCUGAGGGGGUGACUUAAGAAAUAAGGGAGGAAGAGAAAGGAAGAAAAGAAAAGAAAAGAAAAGAAAAGAAAAGAAAAGAGGCUGAAAAGCAGUAGGGUGAGCUUUUGGAGUCCAGCAGAGCUGGUUCUGAGGAGCAUAAUUAAUAUCUAGAAACUUUUCACUAUUAACAGACUAAGACAAUCUUUGCUGAUCUCUGCACAGUUUGUGUCCAAGGAUGACCAGCUGAGAGAUUAAUCAAGUCAUCCAAAGUGGAAAAUUAAAAGCCAUGGGGAUAACACCGUCAGGGUAUGCAAGGUGGCUCUCCUGCAGAAACAGAGACCUUGGCGGUGGCUUGAUGGUCUUUGAGACAUUUGCUUCUAGGCAGUCAAGUUUUCCACUGUAGUUCUUCAUCUUUCUCUCACUUUUCCAAUGAAAGAACGGAGAUUGCCCAAGGCACAAGAAUGCCGGUCUUGAGGUGUUAAGCUGUGGAAUUUUCUGACUAUAAUGAUGAUAAACAUUUUGUCUUCCAGAUGUGA